UGUGUGUGUGUCUGAGUGUGUGUGUGUGUGUGUGUGUGUGCCUGAGGUUCAGUUCAGUCCUAAACAGAUCGGGUCGUCUGCUGGGGUGGGGGGGUAUGUUUACACAGCUGCGCUUCACUAUAGUAGUGUGUGCGUGAGAUAAAGCGAAUCAGAUGAAAUAGAGCGUACAGAUCCACGCUUAAAUGAGGGCUCAAAUUAAUCUCGAUCUUUCCGGUCACCGCGUUUGUCUUGUCGUUCAGGUUCACGGUCGGGAUCUGACCCAUCUGCAGAAGCGAGAGGCCUUCCGUAUCCUGGCCAGCUACGAGCAGCCAAUCACGCUUCAGAUUGAGGGCCGGGGGCGGAGCCUGCAGUACAACAGGACGACGGACUGCAGCACGCAGACGGAGCGACCGUGGGACCCUCUCCGGCCGCACUCGUGCACCCUACCGCGACGGCCUCCCUCGGACAGGACGUACUACACUCACUUGACCCUCCCCGGGACCCAUAGAGACGGAAGCAGGUACGAGUACCUACCAAACACGCCCAGAGACCUGGAGCACAGAGGACGACGGGCCUGCAACGACCAUGAGUUCUCCAGCGGCGCGUCUCCGGCACAGAACUGUCUGAGCGGAUGCUGCAACAGCAACCUGGAGGAACCCAGAAGUUUCCAGAGUCAGACUGAUGACGAUGACUACAUGAUGGAGAAACCCCUGGGUUACCUGCCUCUUCAUCACGAGCUGGACAGCGGGCUCGGCUGGACGGACGGUAGCUUCCACCAGGGGGAGCUGUCGGGGGUGGAGACGGAGGAGGGGCUUGAGGAGCGCCACGGCGGGUCACCGUCAUCUGAGUCAUUCAUCUCGUCUGAACUGAGCGACUCGGGUUUUUACAGCGUCAGCACCGGCGAGUUCCUGCGCUUCCAGCGUCUGCUCGAGAAACGCAUGCGCCAUUACAACGCCCGCAUGCACCACCAGGGGGAGCCGUGCUCUCGCGAGCGGCGCGACAGCCAGAUAAAACACCCCCUAGAGGCCAUCCCAGAAACGCUGACGGUGCAGCCUCAAAACGUCUGCACGCCCAUCCAGGGAUCGCGGGUUUUGUCCGUGCAGUACCGUAAGGCGGAGCGUCCAUGUUUGAACAGGCACAGCUCCAGCAGCGGCUCGCUGUUCAAUCCCGCGCCUCAUCCGAGUUCUGCGGGAAUGCUGAGAAGAAGCAGGACGCUGCAUCACGCGCCAAUGGAGUACCGCAGACGGGCGAGUCACCCGGCCUCACCCAACUAUUGCAGGGCCACGCUGCAUCCCUGCGUCCACAGAGUCGACCUGCCCAUGAAUCUCCCUGAGGAGCCGGACUUGGCACUUAUGCACGCUAUUGCACACCCUGUUGUACACCCCACUGCACUCCCUACAAAGACUCUACACGCAAUGAGUCAACCGUCCCUGAUCUCUCCAGUUGACGAACACUGCUGCACGCCUCUGGAUCUUCACGCCAACGGCAGGAUCCGAGCAUCCACCGAACCGCUGAUAACUCCUGACUGGAUGAACCACAUAUGA
This is a messenger RNA of Sinocyclocheilus grahami, 1523 nucleotides long. RefSeq lists its product as uncharacterized. The coding region runs from base 183 to 1523 and encodes 446 amino acids. The record is from RefSeq and is a predicted model, not a curated record. NCBI's taxonomy places the organism in Eukaryota, Metazoa, Chordata, Actinopteri, Cypriniformes, Cyprinidae. The transcript has 4 exons.